Messenger RNA from Lizanozyma spartinae, 5637 nucleotides. RefSeq names its product trifunctional fatty acid synthase subunit (gene FAS2). Gene Ontology annotation, cellular component: fatty acid synthase complex. The coding region runs from base 1 to 5637 and encodes 1878 amino acids. Gene Ontology annotation, molecular function: holo-[acyl-carrier-protein] synthase activity; fatty acid synthase activity; 3-oxoacyl-[acyl-carrier-protein] reductase (NADPH) activity. Gene Ontology annotation, biological process: long-chain fatty acid biosynthetic process. The transcript has a single exon. Lineage: Eukaryota; Fungi; Ascomycota; Pichiomycetes; Serinales; Debaryomycetaceae. The record is from RefSeq and is a predicted model, not a curated record.
AUGAAGCCUGAAAUCGAACAAGAGUUGGCCCACACUCUUUUGACAGAGUUGUUAGCCUACCAAUUCGCCUCUCCAGUCAGAUGGAUCGAAACUCAAGAUGUUUUCCUCAAGGAACACAACACUGAAAGAGUUGUGGAAAUUGGUCCAUCGCCUACCCUUGCCGGUAUGGCUUCCAGAACCAUUAAGGCCAAGUACGAAUCUUAUGAUGCUGCUCUUUCCUUACAACGUCAAGUGUUGUGUUAUUCCAAGGAUGCUAAGGAGAUUUACUACACUCCUGAUCCAGCUGAUAUUGCCCCACCUGUUAAGGAAGAGGCUCCUGCUGCUCCUGCUGCUGCCGCUCCAGCCGCUGCCGCUCCAGUUGCCGUUGCCGCCGCCCCAGCUCCUGCUGCUGGACCUGCUGAGUCCAUUCCAGAUGAACCAGUCAAGGCCUCACUUUUGAUCCACGUUUUGGUGGCUCAAAAGUUGAAGAAACCAUUGGAUGCCAUCCCCAUGUCUAAAGCCAUUAAGGAUUUGGUCAACGGUAAGUCCACCGUUCAAAACGAAAUCUUGGGUGACUUGGGUAAGGAAUUUGGGUCCACACCCGAAAAGCCAGAAGAUACUCCAUUGGAAGAAUUGGCCGAACAAUUCCAAGAUACCUUCUCUGGUCAAUUGGGUAAGACUUCUACUUCUUUAAUUGGCCGUUUAAUGUCUUCCAAAAUGCCUGGUGGAUUUUCUAUUACCACUGCUAGAAAGUAUUUGGAAUCAAGAUUUGGGUUGGGUCAAGGUAGACAAGAUUCUGUUCUUUUGGUUGCUUUAGCCAAUGAACCAGCCACAAGAUUGGGUUCUGAAGCUGAUGCUAAGGCUUUCUUGGAUACCAAUGCUCAAAAGUAUGCCACUAUCAGUGGUAUUUCUUUGAGUUCUGCUUCUGCUGGUGCCGGUGGUGCUGCUGGCGGUGCCGGUGGUGCAGUUGUUGAUUCCGCUGCUUUGGAUGCCAUGACUGCUGAAAAUAAGAACUUGGCCAGACAACAAUUGGAAACUUUAGCCAGAUACUUACAAAUUGACUUAAAUAAAGGUGAGAAAUCUUUCAUUAAGGAAAAGGACGCUCUGGCUGUUUUACAGAAGGAAUUGGAUUUAUGGGAAGCAGAACAUGGAGAAUUCUAUGCCAAGGGUAUCAACCCAUCUUUCUCCAGAAAGAAGUCAAGAACUUAUGAUUCUUCUUGGAAUUGGGCAAGACAAGAUUUAUUGUCCAUGUAUUUUGAUAUCAUUUUUGGCAACUUGACUUCUAUCGAUAGAGAAACCAUUGAUCAGUGUAUUCAAAUCAUGAACAGAUCUUCUCCUUCUUUGAUUAAGUUUAUGCAAUAUCAUAUUGAUCAUUGCCCUGAAUAUAAAGGUGAAACUUAUCAAUUGGCUAAGAAGUUGGGUCAACAUUUGAUUGAAAACUGUAAGCAAGUUUUGGACGUUGAUCCGGUUUACAAGGAUGUCUCUUAUAUCACUGGUCCUAAGACUACUGUGGAUUCAAAGGGUAAGAUUGUCUAUGAAGAAGCCAACAAGGAAUCCAUUCGUAAGUUUGAACAAUACGUUUAUGAAAUGGCCCAAGGUGGUGACAUGACCAAACAAACUCCUCAACCAACCAUUCAUGAUGAUUUGGCCAGAGUUUAUAAGGCUAUUACCAAGCAAGCUUCAUUAUCCAAGUCUACCAAAUUGGAAGUUCAAAAGUUGUAUGAACAAUUGAUUAAUUUUGUUGAAUCUUCUUCUGAAAUCAACACCAAGGAAGCUACCGGUAACGGUGUCCCAACUUCCUCCUCUUCCGAUGAUGAUGAUGCUUCGACUGCUUCUGAAGAUGACGAAAUUGCUUCUUUGCCUGAUAAGACUUCUAUCUUGCAGCCUGUUUCCUCAACCAUUCCAAGUGAAACUUUACCCUUCUUACACUUGAAGACUAAGGUCAAGGACAACUGGGAAUACGAUGUCAAGUUGUCUUCCAUGUACUUGGAUGGAUUGGAAUCUGCUGCCAUUAAUGGUUUGACUUUCAAGGACAAGUAUGUCUUGAUCACUGGUGCCGGUGCUGGUUCCAUUGGUGCCGAAAUCUUACAAGGUUUAAUUUCUGGUGGUGCUAAGGUUAUUGUUACUACUUCCAGAUUCUCCAAGAAGGUCACUGAAUACUAUCAAAGUAUGUACACCAGAUAUGGUGCUGCUGGAUCAUGCUUAGUUGUUGUUCCCUUCAACCAAGGGUCCAAACAAGAUGUUGAAUCAUUAGUAAGUUACAUCUAUGACGAUCCAAAGAAGGGUGGUUUAGGCUGGGACUUGGAUGUUAUUAUUCCAUUUGCUGCUAUUCCUGAAAACGGUAACGGUAUUGACUCCAUUGAUUCUAAAUCCGAAUUGGCUCACAGAAUUAUGUUGACCAACUUGAUUAGAUUAUUGGGUGCUGUCAAGGCCAAGAAGACCACUGAUACCAGACCUGCUCAAUGUAUUUUGCCAUUAUCACCAAACCAUGGUACUUUUGGUUUCGAUGGGUUAUACUCUGAAUCCAAGAUCUCUUUGGAAACUUUAUUCAACAGAUGGUACUCUGAAGAUUGGGGCACUAAAUUGACAGUUUGUGGUGCUAUCAUUGGUUGGACCAGAGGUACUGGGUUAAUGAGUGCUAACAACAUCAUUGCUGAAGGUAUUGAAAAGUUGGGAGUCAGAACCUUUUCUCAAAAGGAAAUGGCUUUCAACAUCUUGGGUUUGUUAACUCCUGAAGUGGUUCAACUUUGUCAAGAAGAACCUGUUAUGGCUGAUUUGAAUGGUGGGUUGCAAUUUAUUGAAAACUUGAAGGAAUUCACUUCCAAAUUGAGAGUUGAUUUGCUUGAUACUGCUGACGUUAGAAGAGCAGUUUCCAUUGAAUCUUCCAUUGAACAAAAGGUUGUAAAUGGUCAUAAUGUUGAUGCCAACUAUUCCAAGGUUACUGUUCAACCAAGAGCAAACAUGAAGUUUGAAUUCCCUAAUUUGAAAUCUUAUGAUGAAAUCAAGAAACUUGCACCAGAUUUGGAAGGUUUAUUGGACUUGGAAUCUACCAUUGUAGUCACUGGGUUCUCUGAAGUUGGUCCAUGGGGUAAUGCAAGAACCAGAUGGGAAAUGGAAGCCAAUGGUGAAUUCUCUAUGGAAGGUACCAUUGAAAUGGCUUGGAUUAUGGGUUUGAUCAAAUACCACAAUGGUAACUUGAAGGGUAAACCAUACACUGGUUGGAUCGAUGCUAAGACUCAACAACCUGUUGAUGAUAAGGACAUCAAGGCUAAAUAUGAAGAAGAAAUCUUGGACCAUUCUGGUAUCAGAUUGAUUGAACCGGAAUUGUUCCAUGGUUACGAUCCAAAGCAAAAGAAGAUGAUCCAAGAAGUUGUCAUUCAACAUGAUUUGGAAGCCUUUGAAGCCUCAAAGGAAGUUGCUGAACAAUAUAAGCAUGAACAUGGUGAAAAGUGUGAAAUCUUUGAAAUUGAAGGAGGUGAAUAUUCCGUUAGAAUCUUGAAGGGAGCCACUUUGUUCAUUCCAAAGGCUCUUAGAUUCGACAGAUUGGUUGCUGGUCAAAUCCCUACCGGUUGGGAUGCUAAAAGAUAUGGUAUUUCUGAAGAUACCAUUUCUCAAGUUGAUCCAAUCACUUUAUACGUUUUGGUUUCAACUGUUGAAGCUUUGUUAUCUUCUGGUGUCACUGAUCCUUAUGAAUUCUAUAAGUAUGUUCAUGUUUCUGAAGUUGGUAACUGUUCUGGUUCUGGUAUGGGUGGUGUUUCAGCCAUGAGAGGAAUGUUCAAGGACAGAUAUUCUGACAAACCUGUUCAGAAUGAUAUUUUGCAAGAAUCUUUUAUCAACACUAUGGCUGCUUGGGUUAAUAUGUUGUUGUUGUCAUCCUCUGGUCCAAUCAAGACCCCUGUUGGUGCUUGUGCUACUGCUGUUGAAUCUGUUGAUUCCGGUGUUGAAGUGAUCUUACUGGGUAAGGCUAAGAUUUGUAUUGUUGGUGGUUAUGAUGACUUCCAAGAAGAAGGAUCUUAUGAGUUCGCCAAUAUGAAUGCCACUUCUAAUGCCAUUAAAGAAUUUGAACAUGGUAGAACUCCAAAGGAAAUGUCUAGACCUGCUACUACCACUAGAAAUGGGUUUAUGGAAUCUCAAGGUUCUGGUAUUCAAGUUAUUAUGAAUGCUGAUUUGGCCAUUAAAAUGGGUGUUCCAAUCUAUGGUGUUUUGGCCAUGACCGCUACUGCCACCGAUAAGAUUGGUAGAUCUGUUCCAGCUCCAGGUAAGGGUAUUUUGACCACUGCCAGAGAACAUCAUGGUUCAUUGAAAUACCCAACUCUGAACUUGAAUAUCAAGUACAGAGCCAGACAAUUGAAACAAAGAUUGGCACAAAUUGCCCAAUGGGAAGAAUCCGAAUUCCAAUACUUGAAUGAAGAAGCUGAAUUAGCUAAGGAAGAAUUUGGCUCUGAAUUCUCUCAACACGAUUUCUUGAAGGAAAGAGCUGAAGAGAUUUCUAGAGAAGCCAAACGUCAAAUCUCCGAUGCUAAGAAGCAAUGGGGUAACUUCUUUUAUAAAUCUGAUCCAAGAAUUGCACCAUUGAGAGGAUCCUUGGCUACUUUUGGUUUGACCAUUGAUGAUUUGGGAGUGGCUUCAUUCCAUGGUACCUCUACUGUUGCUAAUGAUAAGAAUGAAUCUGCUACCAUCAACCAAAUGAUGAAACAUUUGGGUAGAACUGAAGGUAACCCAGUUUAUGGUGUUUUCCAAAAAUACUUAACUGGUCAUCCAAAGGGUGCUGCUGGUGCUUGGAUGUUGAACGGUGCCUUGCAAAUUUUACAAACCGGUAUUGUUCCUGGUAACAGAAAUGCCGAUAAUGUUGAUAAGGUUUUGGAACAAUUUGAAUACAUUUUGUAUCCAUCCAGAUCCAUUCAAACCGAUGGUAUUAAGGCUGUUUCUGUGACUUCCUUUGGGUUUGGUCAAAAGGGUGCUCAAGCCAUUGUGGUCCAUCCUGAUUACUUGUAUGCUGUAUUGGAUAAGACCACUUAUCAAGAUUAUGCCACCAAGGUAUCUGCCAGAUACAAGAAAUCUUAUAGAUACAUGCAUAAUGCUAUCACCAGAGAAUGUAUGUUUGUUGCUAAGGAACAUGCUCCUUAUGGUGAUGAGUUGGAACAACCAGUUUACUUGGAUCCUUUGGCCCGUGUGGUUGAUGAUAAUAAGAAGGAUUUGGCUUUCAACAAUAAGUGUGUCCAAUCCAAUAAGUCUUAUGUUAGUGACAUUUCCACUUCUACUGCUAAAGCCUUAUCGACUUUAAACAAAUCUUCUAAAGGUGUUGGCGUUGAUGUUGAGUUACUUUCUGAACUUAACUUGGAAAACGAAACUUUUGUGGAAAGAAACUUCACCAAUGAAGAAAUUGCUUACUGUCAAAAGUCUUCUUACCCUAAAGCUUCAUUCACCGGUACUUGGUCUGCCAAGGAAGCUGUUUUCAAGGCUUUAGGUGUAAAGUCUAAGGGUGCAGGUGCUUCUUUGAAGGACAUUGAAAUCACUCGUGAUGCCAAUGGAGCUCCAAAGGUUACUUUAUCUGGUGAAGCUAAGAAGGCUGCUAGUGCUGCCGGAGUUAAGAACGUCAAUGUUUCCAUUUCUCACGACGAUUUCCAAGCCACUGCUGUUGCUUUGAGUGAGUUCUAA